GCAAUGAACUACCCCCCACCUUUUACAACAAAAACAGCCGACCAUAUUUUCUUCUCCUCUCUAUAACCAUCUCCCUAAAACUUCUUCCAUCUCAAAACAAUAGAACUUCAUCCCCAUCUCGUCAUCAUGUCCGACGUCCCUGAGACCAAGCCUGACCCCACUACCAGCGCUCCUGAGGCGGCUGAGAAGCCCGAGGAGACCACCACCUCUACCGAAGCUCCCAAGACUGAGGAGGAAAAGUCUACAACUGAGGCCGUAGUUGACACAGCUAAGGAGGCGGCUACCAAGACAACCGACAGCGUUUUCGCUAUGUUCGGCGGUGGUCCCAAGAAGGAAAAGAAGGAAGAACCUGAGGAUAACAAUGAUGAGCCAUCUGGCUCUUCCAAGGCUCAGAAAACUGAGGAAGACGAUGAAGCACCUGAGUCCCCUGACGUUCACUUCGAGCCUGUUAUCCGCCUGACCGAGAAGGUGGAAACCAAGACCAACGAGGAACUUGAGGAGCAGACCUUCAAGAUGCGGGCUAAGCUGUUCCGAUUCGACGCUGAGAGCAAGGAAUGGAAAGAGCGUGGUACUGGCGAUGUUAGACUGCUCAAGCACAAGGAGAACCAGAAGACUCGCCUGGUGAUGCGCAGAGACAAGACUUUGAAGGUCUGCGCCAACCACUACAUUGUCCCUGCAAUGAAGUUGAGCCCCAACGUUGGCAGUGAUCGCAGCUGGGUUUGGAACGCCACUGCCGAUGUCAGUGAGGGUGAGCCCGAGGCGCAGACCCUGGCUAUUCGUUUCGCCAACAGUGAGAAUGCCAACCUGUUCAAGGAGGCUUUCGAAAAGGCUCAGCAGGAGAACGAGAAACUCCUCGCCGACCAGUAAAACUUUUGCCCCCGAGUGGACUGAAAUGAGUUUUACUUGAUGAACUAUCAUUAAUUACCCUUUUGAUUGUUUCAAAACACUACGAGUGAAUAUAAGACUCGCCGGUGGACAACACAGCGUUAACCAAUCUGUAUCCCCUUCCCUAUCACAUCCUUUCCGAUAUUGUCACAUCCUCCAGCCCCAUCCCCCGACGACUACGCGACGAGAACGGUUCACUGACACCGGUCGCGACAAGAUCGCGAGCCAGCUUCCGGCACACAUUCAACCUCACCAGAUGAUGUUGAAUGUAUGUUGAUAUGGCAGUAGAUUAGUAGACCCCGGACCCCUGCAAAUAUAUGUUUGAAAUGCACGAUGACCCCGUUAUGUAUUGAAUCUCAUAAAAUCAAAUAUAGAUCUCCUGUGUCACGCGUAAAGUUCUCGUCGUUGUUGCAAGACUUCAUCGUUGGUAUAUGUUAUGUACAUAAGCUCAUAUAUGCGGUGACGAUAGGCCUUAAAAGUGAAGGGAAGGGUAGGGUAGAGUCAUCAGUCACAUAAUUUUUCUUCGAAAGAACGGGCGUAUCGAGCUCUGGUAUUUCAUGAUGUUGGAUGGUUUAGGGUCCCUAGCGGCAAAGGUUGACCACGACCACCAGUGAACGUCUAAGUCGUGAAUGCCUGAAAGUCAAGUCAGUCGGAUCGCUUCAUCCGCCCCCCUCUUCCUUGC
Messenger RNA from Aspergillus caelatus, 1567 nucleotides. Its product is annotated as Ran GTPase-binding protein YRB1. Gene Ontology annotation, biological process: nucleocytoplasmic transport. Gene Ontology annotation, cellular component: cytoplasm; nuclear pore. Bases 127 to 867 code for a protein of 246 amino acids. Gene Ontology annotation, molecular function: GTPase activator activity. Lineage: Eukaryota; Fungi; Ascomycota; Eurotiomycetes; Eurotiales; Aspergillaceae. The transcript is spliced from 5 exons. The record is from RefSeq and is a predicted model, not a curated record.